Molecule: messenger RNA, 2652 nt
Organism: Acytostelium subglobosum LB1
Lineage: Eukaryota; Evosea; Eumycetozoa; Acytosteliales; Acytosteliaceae
Exons: 5
Biological process (GO): proton transmembrane transport
Cellular component (GO): membrane
Molecular function (GO): antiporter activity
Source: RefSeq, a predicted model, not a curated record
AUAAUGGUUUAUGGACCUUUGGCAACAGAUGUUGCACUAUUCUUGGUACAAUGCAUGUUGAUAUUGGCAUUAUCUAGGAUGACAUCUUGGUUAUUUUCCAAGAUCAAACAACCUCCAGUGAUUGCAGAGAUUAUAUCAGGUAUAAUACUGGGGCCUACCUUAUUAGGUAAGGUGCCUCACUUCAGUUCAACACUAUUCCCAGCCAAAUCAGUGACCUAUUUGAACAUGUUUGCACAAAUUGGUCUAUUAUUCUUUAUGUUCAUUAUUGGACUUGAAUUGGACCCUUCACUAUUCAGAUCACAUGUUAAAGAAUCUGCAAUGAUCAGUUGUGCAAGCAUUAUUAUACCAUUUGGACUCGGUCUUGCAUCAUCUGUAUAUCUGGCACAUAUUCAACAAGCAGCAUGGACCUAUUCCCUUGGUAUCUUUGUGGGAGUAGCACUCAGUAUCACAGCUUUUCCAGUACUUGCUCGUAUUCUAACCGCCAAAAAAAUGUUAUCCACACCUGUAUCAAAGGUUGGAAUAUUGGCAAUCUCAUGUGCAGCGAUCAAUGAUAUAUGUGGAUGGAUAUUGCUUGGCUUGUCAGUUAGCUUGGUGGGAGGUGGUGACUCGUUGGCCACUUUAUGGACAUUGUUGGGUUCAGCUGGAUUCGUCGUGGUCAUGCUGUUCUUGGUCCGGCCUCUCUUAUCAAGGACACUUAGACACUUUUGGAGAGUACCAUCAUCUAGUAGUGAUCAAUCUACACACUUGUUGAUGAGUUGUAUAGUAUUCCUACUAUUCUUGGCAUCAUGGACCACUGAGAUCAUUGGUAUUCAUGCAAUGUUUGGGGCAUUCACACUUGGUGCUAUCAUACCAAAGGAAGGCGGAUUCAAUCAAUCAAUCACAGAGAAGAUUGAAGACCUCAUCCUUGUUUUCUUGCUGCCACUCUACUUUGUGAUCUCGGGACUCAAGACCGACUUGUCAACGCUCAACACUGGCGAGGCAUGGCUUGGAGUGCUGCUGAUCGUCAGCUGCGCGACCUUUGGUAAGGUCGUGGGAUCGGGUGUGGUGGCCUUCCUCUUGGGUCGAAGCAAGCGCGACUCACUCUCCGUUGGCAUACUGAUGAACACUCGUGGUCUUGUCGAACUGAUCGUACUCAAUCUUGGACUGGACUUUGGUAUCAUCAAUGCUGAGGUGUUUGGUAUCCUCGUGCUGAUGGCCAUCAUCACAACACUGAUGACAAGUCCCCUUAUCUCUACAGUAUCCAACCGAUUCAAGGCCAACAAUCCAGAUGACUUUACUGUAGUUCUCUGCACAUCACAGCUCAACAUUGGUCAAGCGAUGGUCGACCUUGGAUUUGUGAUUAGUGAUCGCACCACGGCCACAGCCAUCCGUCGCAAGAUGUUGAAGAAGCUGUAUCUACUCCCCAUCUCUGAGGUCAGCGAGCGUCCUUCAGACUUUAUGAAUGCCAUUCGCAAGGAUGCCAAGUCGUCGCUCAACAGUCUCGUGGAGUACAGUCGCAAUCAAAUGAAACUAAAGUUGUCGAUCCAUGGAAUUGUCGCGGACUCUGAUAGCCUGGCAUCAGAGAUAACAUCAUUCUCUUCGACCAAGAAUGCAAGAUUGAUUGUACUUGGUAGCCGUCCAUGUUUGGAGGUUGAUCAACUUCAACUCAAUGACCUUCAAGAUCAGUUACUAAAUCAUUCAAUGUGUCCAGUUGGUAUAUUUACUGAUCGUUCGUCACACCGUCUUCCAGGCCCACAGAGAUUCAAAAGGAUCUUGCUUGGAUACAUGGGUGGAUCACAUCCAUUGGACAGAUACACUUUGGAUAUCAUAAAUAAGAUGGCAGACACUGAUAAUGUACUCAUUACAAUCAUUGUGUUUGAUAAUGAUCUGUUCUGGAUUAGCAAGGUUGGUGAUAAGACUGCUGAUGGGGGUGGAUGUGGAGGAUUGUCCCCUGAAGUGAUCUGUACACCUUCAGUAUCAUUCGCCAAUAAUGGUACACCUGUUGGUAUCGACUCGUCCAUUGGACUAUCAGGUUCAUCAAUCAAGUCAUCUACAGAUGUGAUCGCCAACACACUUGAGACCAAGGACCAGUAUGGCAGUCACUUGGAAUCAGUUAUCAAUGGCAAGAAUAAGAAUAAGAUCACAGUGUUGUACAAACCAUGGAAGAACAGACAUAGAGAGUUGAUCAACAUAUCAAUACAUUAUGAUCUACUUGUGGUACCUUCUGAUGACAAUGUUAUUGUUGAGUCGUCAACACCAGGUGUCAUUCAAUUGACACCUUUGGACAACAUCAAGAGGUCAAUUUCAAUGGUACACUUAUCAGGUAAUAAUCGAUAUGAAGAGAUUGGAGUGGAUGUUGCCGAGGGUGGCCAGUCAACAUGCAACACUUUGGAGAAUUCCCAAGCAUCACAUACCCAGCAACCAAUCAUGAACAGGCAGUUCUUGGAGGGUAGCACAGGGAUCAAUUAUAAUCAAUCAUCAAAUGACAAUGGAUCAGACAUUGAUAUGAUGAUGUCAACUCGAGAUGUGGAUGUGGAAGUGGAAGUUGGUGGUCAUUCUCCAUCAUCAUCAUGUUGGUCCAAAUGUCCAAUAUCAACACUUGUCAUUCAUUGUCCACAACACAUACUAAACAACAACAAAGUAUCUUGUCAAGACAGUCAUAUUGAUAUAAUC